AUGGUUUCAUGGCUUCCUGCAGUCCCUUACCCCCCGCCCGACCAGCCUGGAUAUUGGGAUCCAGAUUACUAUGCCACUUACUAUGCCGCGGAAAUCAUCAAUACCCUUACAAACAGCUUGUUCAUCUACCUAGCCUACCGGGGUGUCAAGAGCUGUCGGAAGCAUGGUCAUGAUACUGUCUUCCAGGUCGCAUACUUUGGUUAUUUCCUUGUUGGGUUUGGAAGUCUGAUGUUUCAUGCCACCCUCAAAUAUCCGUGGCAGCUGGUUGAUGAGUUAAACAUGAUCUACACUACGUGCCUGAUGGCCUUUGCCAAUUUGUCUUAUUCUCGAUCUUUCGCCGCCCAAAUGUCUCUCGCCGUCUUCUUUGUCAUCUUCUGUGCCGCCAUCACGGCCUACUAUCACUACAUCCAAGAUCCAACCUUUCAUCAAACCGUCUAUGCCGUGCUCACCAGUUUCAUCGUCUUUCAGAGCAUAUACCGCAUGGAGUUCACUCUUCGGCCGUCGUUAAGGAAGAGUGAAGAGCGUCACCGUCGAGAGAGAGAACAGCUUAGUGACCACCUCCCUUCCAAGGCCGAUACCCACUAUGAGAACACGAGGGACCUGCACAUUCUCAAAACCAUGUGGCUUUUUGUCGCUUUCGGUCUCUCCGUCUUUCUUAGCGGAUUUGCAAUAUGGGCACUAGACAUUAAAUAUUGCUCCACCUUGCGUACCUGGCGCAGGCACGUCGGUAUGCCAUGGGGUUUUCUGCUCGAGGGUCAUGGAUGGUGGCACUUGUUGACAGGUCUCGGGGCUUAUUGCUAUAUCGUUUGGGGUAUUCACCUACGACACAUUCUGAAUGGCGACCAAGAACACUAUGUCAUGGUGUGGCCGACCAUCUUUCGUCUCCCCGAGAUCGUCAAAGUGUCUGAUCCUUCGUCGAACGCAAAUACAUCCACUAACGGCGCGGUCUCGAAUGGCAGUCUCAAGGCAUUGAAGCAGAGUUGA
Molecule: messenger RNA, 984 nt
Organism: Exophiala mesophila
Lineage: Eukaryota; Fungi; Ascomycota; Eurotiomycetes; Chaetothyriales; Herpotrichiellaceae
Exons: 3
Coding region: 1-984 (327 amino acids)
Biological process (GO): ceramide biosynthetic process; ceramide catabolic process
Cellular component (GO): endoplasmic reticulum membrane
Source: RefSeq, a predicted model, not a curated record